Phalacrocorax carbo (great cormorant) is the source of this 5452-nucleotide messenger RNA. The record is from RefSeq and is a predicted model, not a curated record. Lineage: Eukaryota; Metazoa; Chordata; Aves; Suliformes; Phalacrocoracidae.
ACAGGAGCUGAAACACAAUCUCCUCCUCCUUCCCUACGCUGCUUCACCAACAGUCUCACUCACAGCUGGGAGGAGGACAGCCCCGCCAGCAGCCUAAGCAGGAGCUGGGAGAAGGGAAGUUUUGUGCUCUUCAUACUGCAGGAAAACCUCGUUGUAUAACAUCUUCUCACAGGUUACUAACAUCCUGCAGCAAGUCAUCGCUUCAGCCUAAGGUUUUGUGGAAGAAAUAAGCGAUACAUGAAACUGGAUGAAAUUAAAUUUUACAUUUAUUCAUUUGGGACCCUGAUGAAUGAUAUACAGGGAGAGGUAGAAGAUGGUGAAUACCACAGCGAAUACAACUGAGAAGUGUGAUAUUAAUCAUGAUAUCCACCAGACAUUAUCCCCUGUGGUAUAUAUAUUUGUAUUUAUAUUAGGCUUGCCAGCUAACUGCCUGUCACUGUACUAUGGGUAUUUACAGAUCAAGGCUAAAAAUGAAUUGGGUAUCUACCUUUGCAAUUUGACUGUAGCAGACCUGCUCUACAUAUUUUCUCUCCCUUUUUGGCUUCAGUAUGUUUUACAGCAUGACAAUUGGACCUACAGUGAGCUGCUGUGCAAAAUUUGUGGCAUCCUCCUGUACAAAAAUAUCUAUGUCAGCGUGGGCUUCCUCUGCUGCAUCUCCAUCAACCGCUAUCUCGCAGUAGUGCACCCUUUUCAGUUUCAACAGUUUCGGACAAUGAAGGCUGCUGCAAUUGUGAGCAUCAUUAUCUGGACCAAAGAAAUAAUGACGUGCUGCCUUGUCUUUACGCGCAAGGUGAUCAGUACAGAUGCCGAGAACCACAGGAUGUGCUUUGAGCAUUACCCCAUCAAAGGCUGGGAGCACGCUGUCAAUUACUACCGCUUCUCUGCUGGCUUCCUUUUCCCCUUCUUUCUGCUGGCCUUCUCUUACUGUGGGAUUUUACGAGUUGUCCGCAAGAGUCACGGCACUCAAAAGAAGACAAAAAUCCAAAUUAACCGACUGGUUUCAAGCACUGUUUUAAUUUUUUUGGUUUGCUUUGGACCAUACCACAUCCUACUUGUGGUUCGCAGCUUGUUGGAGAACAGCUGCUCAUUUGCUAAGAAAAUAUUUAAUAUUUACCAUGUUUCUCUCCUGUUGACUACUUUUAACUGUGUUGCUGAUCCAGUAUUGUACUGUUUUUCCAGUGAAAGCACUUACCAGAACUUUGCCAAGAUGCGAGACUCUUGUUUAACGUGUUUAGGGUGUCUGAGGACUGAGACAAAGGAAUCCUAUCCACUGAAUGCUCCAGAAACUUCCAACAGGCCACAGCAUGAGCAACAGCCAGGGUUAUUACAAAUAUCAAAUGAUGGUACUGAAAUGAAGGACUUCUCCACAACUAACAUGUGCAGCCUGUAGCAUUCAUCAAAAAAGGAUGUUAAGCUAAAAUCUGCAGCUAUGGCCGCGUUUGUGUAUCCAUCUGAUUUAUCCAUGUGUUACAACUGUGUUACCUCCCAAAGGCUUUUUAGCAAUGCAGUACAGUGAGGUCGUCCCUGGAAGUGCAUGGACCUUGGCAAUAGUGAGGAAAGCACACACUGAGUCAGUUCAGUUACAGUUCUGUGUCUGUUGUCAUUGUGGUAUUGCUCAAAACCUGUCGUCUUGAUGUCUGCAUUGACUGGAACAAGCUAGUACUCAUGGUGUGUAGUUCUGUUGAAUUUGUCUUUAACUGCUUUCUGUUUGCCCCUGCAGCAUCCUGAGAAAAUAAUUCUCUACUAGAUGUCAUCAUCUUUUGAAAAGGUUAGAGACAGAACAAAUUAAAUGCCCCCAUAUGUACUUUUAAGAAGAAAAAGGUAAAUAAAAUUGCAUUUCUGCAACAUUUCUGUAACUUUCUGAAAUAACUCCUCCUUCAGCCUGUUUUGAGGCCUGCAGAGACUGUGCCAGAAUCAACUUCCUAAAACAACCAAUCCAAUAACAUGAGAUGUUCUGGGAGAACAUGCACAAGGAACUCAGCAUUUUCUGAGACCUUCAAUCUGUUGAUUGACUGUUGAACCUCAGACUGUUGAACUUCAUCAUAAGGCUCCUAUUGACUUCCAGAGGUAUGACAUCUCUUGGCUCCGAUGGGGAUAAACAGUUUGGUCUGUUGACUUGGAAAAGAACAGGAAGUUGUUAGUACGUGAGACGCUUUGAACCCAUGCGCUUCUCUGAGUCACCGUGUUCAAAGACAAAUUUAGUUACGUCUAAAUUCUACUAAACCUUGCUGAGGUUUGGAUUGUAUCCUUCGCACAUUGCGUGUCUUGUGCAGCAGAGACCAUGCAGGCAAUUAAAUAACAAUGCAUUUUGGGGGGAAACUGUUACAUGGAUUCUGUUUAAACUCUGUUUUCUUCCACAGAUAUUUAGGGUUUGGUCAUUGUUCAUUCAAUACAAUAUCAGAAAUAUGAUGUAUGAAAGAUCUAUGUUUCCUGGUUUAGACAGAAACAAAAUACAAGAAUAAGUGGAGAUAAUGGCAGUUGAAGAUGCGGGAGUUGUGCUCUAUAGUAUUGUUUCUAUCACCAUGGCCCCUCUAGUUUUUUUUCUUUUUCUCUUUUUUAUACUAAUGAAUCUUGUAUGAUUCUUUUUCAUGAUCUGCUCAUCCUACCUUGUAUCUGUAACUGCUACGCCUUGUCCUUUCACCUCUCUGGUUUCAAACCUUUCUUGAAACACCUCUCUCUCUGCAACCUGGAGCUGGUAAAUUCCAGCAGUAUAAUCAGGUUUCUUUUUUUUUUUUUUUUUUUUUUUUCUAAUGUCAGAAGAUUCUCUAGACAGAUGGUUUACUUCUAGUAUCCGAAGUAUGUCAUUGUAACACAGCCUUGUUUGUCACCAGCUUCUAAAAGGCAACAUGCAAUAAGAGUUUCCUGGAAACCACCCUGCGAGUGCAAUAUUAGAAAUAAUUAGGGGACAUGUUUAAUAAGAAUGUUGUUUAUUAUUUUCUUCCUAUAUUUAUUCACUCUGUGUUUGAAAUAACAAUCUUAUGGCUGUGUCCACAGUUGCUGUUUUUGAGACUACAGAUCCUCUCCUUCCUUCUCUUGCAGAAAGGAUUCAUGUCCCCACUCCCAGGAGGGGAUUAGGUUUGCUUAGGUUAAGAUUUGGUUUGUUUAACUAUUUUACAUUUCUUUAUAUUUAGACCACUCACCAAGCUGGAUUAAUUACCUUAUGCAUGCAUUUUUUUCUUCUGACUAUUAGUGCCAUUUAGCCUUACUUUCUCCUAAUCUUUCCCUUAAUACCCUCUGUCUCUAUCAGUGGGGUCAUAAGGCAGGGACUCCCGACUGCCGUUAUGCCAUGCUUGUAUGUUGUUAUGCACUGAACUAAUGACUUGGACUCCCAUGACCUGGCAGCCUGUAAGACACACGGGUGUUUUGUUCUAGGAUGAAAGGUUUGUUGUCCUGUUUAUGCUUUACUUCUUUAUAGUUAGCUAUGUUGUUUAAAUUAGACAGCUGGAAUGCAGAACAUGCCAGAUUACAUCAAAUUGUCAUCUGAGGGAAUUAAGGCUUAUUUGAGUAGGUACUUUGAUGUUGUCAGCUUUUGAUCAGCUGCUGCAGUUUAAAGUAAGAUGGAAACUUGUGUCACAGGGUCCAGUAUUCUGCUACAGUUCUCAACAUUUAACCUGCAAGCGUAAGGGGGAAUUUUUUUCUUCUUUUUAUCUUUUUUAUACCUGAAGUCAUAUUUUAUCAAUUCUUUCUAUAUUUUAACUGUUAGGCUUAGGCUGCAGAACUGUAACCAAUAUGGGAGGAAAGUCGCUCUCACUCAGAGCUUUUCUUUCCAUCUCAGCCAGAACAGAGUCAAUCAAGGGUCUGACUAUGGUUGCUGGAGAUAUGCUAUACAUUGCUAUUGGUUUAAAUACAGUGCUUGGGACUGCACAUAAGAAGGGAUUUUAAAAAUACACAUUAGAGAAAAAGACAAAUUACUACAUUUUAUGUUUCUUAAUGAAAUCUGUUAAAACUUGUAUUUUGGGGAAAAAUGGGCAAAAGUUUACUAAAUAAAGGUUUUUUUGACAAAAGUUAGUGUUUGGAAAGAAUAUUAUAAAUUGCCCUGUUAGUUUCAUAUGUCAGUAAGCCAAUGAGCAUGUAGCACACAGAGAAGGAAAUCAGCUGCCUCUUCUCCCAAACAGACAUUUUGAAGUGAGGCCAAUCUCAUUUUGUGGGUUCUGUGCAGCAGUGAGCAUAUGCCAUCCUGUGGGGUUACUGGCUUUGGCAAAAAGCUCAAGCAUUCAUAUGAAAUAUUUUACUUAAUAGUUACAGUUUGGAGACUUCUCAAAGAGCUGUUUUCUAAUUGUGACACUUCAAGGUAGUUUCACUGCAAUGUCCUUCAAGAAGCUUUAAAUAAAAUUAAUCUUUAAAAAUGACUGAUCCAUAAAAUAAACAUUGGGAGCUUUGGUGGAUCUGAAUGUCCAGCAGCAAAUCUGGCAUUAUGAUUUCUUUCUCUCACAUACAUUCAACUGUUUUAAGUCUUUAAAGGCUGUGUAUCCUCAAGAACUUCAGAAGAUGAAUGUUCAAAGUAGGCUGGUGUUUGUAGUACGAGCUGAUUUUUCUGAUUCUCAAAAAGUUAUGUGUUUGUCUUAUAGAAGAGAAGGAAAAUAAAACUCACCUGCCAGAAAGAAAAGUAGAUACAAGGUGUUGCUGGCUGCUGGAAGUUCACUGUCCUUUGGAAAAAGCAGUGGCUAAACACAGCAGCGAUUCUCAUCCUGUUAAAGCACAAUGGUUUGGUGCUCACCGUUUGUACCAUUAUGAUCAUUUUAUGACAACUAAAGCAUCAGUGCCUGAGAGGUGCAGUGUCAAAUACACCCGGCCCUCUCUGCUCCAAAGGCCAACAACUAGCAGAACUUCAGCCCUGAUGCUCAUCUGGAGUUACAGGAAAAUCACAGCUUUAAAUGACACAAGUCAGGCACGUCACAACCAUUUCUCAUGUACUGGUUUGGCACUAGUAGGCCUUUGAGACAUAAUUUAAUUUUGCUUCACUUAGCCUCAUCAGAAGCUGAAUUUCUAUAACUGGAAUUCACCUAAAUGUUAAUUUACAUAAUUUUAUUUCAUAAUGAAUGCAAAUGUUUUUUAAUUUCUAAUCACGCUUUAAUUUCUAAGCAUUAAUUUUUAAUCAUUAUUUGUGUAUUUAAUUCAUUUAUUCUUAACAACAGGCUACCCUGAAAUGUCUACAGCCUUUCUGUAUCACCCAGAAAGGGACAAAAUAUAUGAAUGGCAAAUUACUAAUACGAAGGAGGCAAAUGGUAUAGCCUACCCUUUACACGGAAGGUCUGCAAUGCUGCCCUUAUUUUCACCAGCUCAGUUAAAACUCUCCCCUUAUCUCCUCACACUUCCACAAACUAUCCACCACCAUAAGAUGACAGUGUUAGAGGGGCUACAGGAAGUGUGCGAGGGAGCUGUAUUUAACAACUUUCACUACUGUAACACUUACUGGUUUUUUUUUGUUUUGAACCUCCCCUCUCCACUGCAG